UUUAUUCUGCUUUCCCUCCCCUCUUUGAAGAUGGCGGAGGUCGUCGUUGAGGAGGAUGUAACGGCUGUAGUAGUGAAUAGAGAGCCGGGGCAGCCUGGGUCGGGCUGCGGCUCCCUAAGGCGUUGUCGAGGUCGCCCUCGGCUCCCGGACUCGGACCGGGCAAGGCGCAGGCUGGAGUCUCGAAAGAAGUACGACGUGCGACGGGUGUACCUGGGUGAGUCGCACCGGCUGUGGAGCGAACUGCGGCGGCGGACCAGCCUGAGCGACGCCGGGCUGGCCGAGUACCUCGUUGAGCUGCACGCCAGAUACGGCCAGACUUAUCGGGACAAAUACGGGAGCAAGCUUUUGAACCAGGAGUCCUGCCAAGUAAAGCCGAAAAAGGCAAAGAAGCACAACGUGAACUGCCUGCGUAGCUUGGUGAGCUGGUACCAGGAGCACAAGCAGACAUGCAGCGAGGAGCCGCAGCUCAGACUUUUGGAGCCAAUCUUUGGGUUCUCCACCACAGCGGUGUGGCAGUGCGAGAAGGGCCACAGUUACAUGCAGCAUCUGAGAUCUCCUGAAAAAGAUGCCACCGACUCGGAGAAUGAGGCAGACAUGGACGCCAGCUCUGGCGAAAAGGUGCUACAAGCGGAAAAGGGGAGGCCUCUGUGUGCAAAAAAACAAGAAAGUGUAGAGCAUGUCAAGAACUCCAGUCAAGAAUGUGAAACGUUUGAAGAGAUUAGAAAAAUAAUUAUCACAGAAGAGACUGAAGAGCAGCAAGUAACACUUCUUACUGCCCUCAAUGGGCUCCCCAGUAACUGCCCCGUGGACGACCAGCAAGUUAAUGCCCAGAGACACACUGUUUGUGCAGAUCAUUGGCAUACGGAGCUCACCGUCCCUAAGGAGGCCUCAGGAAAAAGCUUUGAAGUCCCACCUCUGAAGCAGGAAAAGACGGGGAGCAGCGGCGACGCGUUGGCUACAGCAGAUUUGGGAUGUGUCGUACUGACUGCCAGCCAGAAUUCGGGGAGUGUGGAUGAGCAGCCAGUGCUAGAAGAGGCGACGCAGGAGUUCUCCUCUCUCGCUCCUCUGACCCCGCCGUCCUCCAUGCAGUUGGCGGACCCUGCGGAGCUCUAUGAGCCGCCGACUCUGAGGACAGUGGUGGCCAGCUGUCAGAUUCCCGAUGGAGAGGCUACAAUCGAUGGCUCUCAGGUCAUCAUCAUCACAGAGUCCAGCUAUGAGGCGUUGACAUCGGAAGGCAUCCAUCUUAAUGUCGAAGAAAACGUUUCAGAAGAAAUGACGUGCACGGUCAUCGAAGGGGUCACAUACAAUCAGGUCUGCGAAAGCGAUGCCGAUCCUUGUGAAAACAUGGACUCCAUUGGAAGCAUAGGGGGAGUUGAAGACAAAUCUCUUCAAGAAAAUGCAAUUUUAACAGAGACCAGCAUUCCAGAGGUUUUGUCACGGACAAAGGCAAAAAUCGGAUCUCAAAGAUCCAAAAAAAGCAAAAGAGGUCCAGUAAUAGAAGCUGACGGAAUGCCAAAAAUGUUUCACUGUCCUUAUGAAGGCUGCAGUCUGGUGUACGUGUCUAUCAGCAGCUUUCAGAACCAUAUAAACCUUGUGCACAGAAAAGGAAGGACAAAGGUGUGUCCACAACCAGGCUGUGGGAAGAAGUUCUACCUGUCAAACCAUCUCCACCGGCACAUGAUCAUUCACUCAGGUGUUCGGGAUUUUAUCUGCGAAACAUGUGGAAAGUCGUUUAAGAGGAAGAACCAUCUGGAGGUCCACCGGCGGACGCAUACAGGAGAGACUCCAUUGCAGUGUGAGAUCUGUGGGUACCAGUGUCGGCAGCGGGCAUCCUUAAACUGGCAUAUGAAGAAGCACACGCCUGAAGUUCAGUAUAACUUUACAUGUGAACACUGCGGCAAGAGGUUUGAGAAGCUGGAGAGCGUCAAGUUCCACAAGCUGAAGAGUCACCCGGAGAAGCAGGUCUUGUGAGCGUUUUCUAAAGGACCGGGCGAGGCCUUGUGGCAGGCGGGAGGUAGCCAGCCCUCAUCUGAAUGGCACUGCCCAGUCUCUGGGCUGACUUGGCCAGCGAGGGUCUGCGGAUGCAGUUGCAGAAGACACUUUUGGGGGGUACUGUGUUGUGUUUUCCUCCCUGCCAUGCCAUACGCACUUUGAACAAUUGUAACUUUUACGUGUGACGGCCUGGUGAUUGUGUUGUGCCACCCUGGUCGGGCGGAUGGAGGUGUGAAGUGCUGAAUCAUGUGCAUCAAGUGAAAGGGUGAAUUGUUUUCUUUCUGUUGAUGUUGGGAUCAAUGACAAGUUGUGAAUUUUCUGCAGGCAGAAUAAAGACAACAGCAAAGGAGAAA
Erpetoichthys calabaricus (reedfish) is the source of this 2345-nucleotide messenger RNA. RefSeq names its product zinc finger protein 653 (gene znf653). Gene Ontology annotation, molecular function: transcription coregulator activity. Lineage: Eukaryota; Metazoa; Chordata; Cladistia; Polypteriformes; Polypteridae. The coding region runs from base 31 to 1971 and encodes 646 amino acids. Gene Ontology annotation, biological process: regulation of transcription by RNA polymerase II. The record is from RefSeq and is a predicted model, not a curated record. Gene Ontology annotation, cellular component: nucleus. The transcript has 10 exons.